AUGGCAUGGCACCUUUGCCUCAUGGUCAGUUUCUCUUCUGCUUCGCAAGACACCAGUGUCUCCCAAGGUCUUGGUGCUGUCAGUAGCUCCUUCAGCUCAACCAGUAGCAGCGGUGCUGCCGAUUCCUUUCAUCCCUUCGAGUCCAGCUCCUGCUCGCAAUUUGAAGGACAAUCCUCGAGCUCUCGAACUCUCUACCCACAAGACCUCCGCAGCAGGAUGCCCUCGCCCUGUAUGUCUGACAUGGGAAGAGAAACGGCGCUCGAAGCCGGAGGGAACUCUCAGAUAGCAGACGCGCCCGACACUGCGUCAAGAUUGCCGGUCAAGACCAAAAGAGGCAAGAGCAAGCCUGGCCGAACCUCGAAGUCAAAGCAAUUUUCGAAUCGGGCGAUUCAGCCAAAGACAGCCGAGUCCAAGGGUGCUGCUGGCAUCCGCAAAGAGCUUCCAGACAGAGCAACCAAGUCCCUGAAGCCACGAUCCGGCUCGCCGAAGCCCUCCAAUGGCGUUUUGGCAAGGCCAAAGUCUUGUCAGAUCAUGUCAAACCCUCCGGUUUCUGUCCAGGGCACAGUUCCGGUAUCCAUGCCGAUACAGAGGGACCAGUUACAUGCGCCGGUCAAGCCCGUGUCAUCUACAGACUGGAGCAUGGAGCGCCUGGCCAAGGACGAAUUUCUCCUCCGCUCAAAGCGUGAGGGCAUGACAUAUCGUGAGAUACGGAAAGCAGGAGGCUUCCGCGAAGCUGAGAGCACACUUCGCGGGCGGUACCGCACGCUGACGAAGAAGAAGGAAGAGAGGGUUCAACUCCUUCGUAAAGGGGUGGCCAAAUUCGCCAAGGAAGCAGAGAAUGGUCGGAUGAAAGUACCUUGGAAGCAAGUGGCUGAGUACAUCCAGCAAAAGGGCGGUUCCUACCUCUUUGGCAAUGCAACAUGUCGAAAGAAGUGGGAUGAACUUGUUCAGAAUGGAGACGAGAACGGUGAUUACGGCGACGAAGAGGAGUGCAUGGAGUAG
This is a messenger RNA of Verticillium dahliae VdLs.17, 1002 nucleotides long. RefSeq lists its product as uncharacterized. The transcript is spliced from 3 exons. Lineage: Eukaryota; Fungi; Ascomycota; Sordariomycetes; Glomerellales; Plectosphaerellaceae. Bases 1 to 1002 code for a protein of 333 amino acids. The record is from RefSeq and is a predicted model, not a curated record.